This is a messenger RNA of Kwoniella botswanensis, 2583 nucleotides long. RefSeq lists its product as uncharacterized. Bases 1 to 2583 code for a protein of 860 amino acids. The transcript has 6 exons. Gene Ontology annotation, molecular function: microtubule minus-end binding; gamma-tubulin binding. The record is from RefSeq and is a predicted model, not a curated record. Gene Ontology annotation, cellular component: spindle pole; gamma-tubulin complex; equatorial microtubule organizing center. Gene Ontology annotation, biological process: spindle assembly; meiotic cell cycle; cytoplasmic microtubule organization. Lineage: Eukaryota; Fungi; Basidiomycota; Tremellomycetes; Tremellales; Cryptococcaceae.
AUGUUAGCCGAGGUACUCCUCCUCCUGUCCGGCCACCAAUCUUCUCUCUUCGUCCCACACCCUUCCUCCUCCUCUUCCUCCGACUCAACGACACUUAUCGUUUCACCUCACUUGACCGAAUACCUCCACCCAGGCGAGAUCACCUCUCUCAACAGCCUCGCCGACCUGUCCUGCAGAUAUCGUAAGAUCAAAUCAUGGGCCAAUGAUACCCAGAGAAGAGGGAGAGAAGCAAUCCUAUCCGAGAGUGUACGUUCAACAUCCAGAAGAAAAGGUAAACAGCGUCAAGACACUACGAUCAGUUCGGAAGAUGAUUUACCGAAUCAAUAUCUCACUACACUGGCUUCAUCGAUCUUAUCAAUCCUGCGUGAAUACGAAGUUCUGAUCGUAGAGAUUGAAUCCAAGAUAUUAUCUUUAGAUCCAACGUUGGUUCAAGAUGGUGAGGAUAAGGGAUACGUACCGCUUUCAAACUUGGUAGCAAAUUUCGAUAAAUGGAAAAUCCCUUUAUCGUCACUAUCGACACUUGUCGAUGAGCUAUCAACAAGUACACAUACACCUGGAAAACUGAUCGAUUUGAUUGAGAGUGAAGGCAAAACUGGGAACCCGAGGUUAUCCAGAAUAGAUUUAGAUAUAUCAUCGGCCCUGCACAAUUUAUUCUUGGUUCAUCUUAUAUCAUUCUUACUUUACGGUAUCACCACUUCAUCCAACAACAAGAUCAAUACGAGCAUGAUCGACUCGAUAGGGAUAGACGCUGGUUCCGAUCCCUCAUCACCGAAGUAUAGGAUAUACGCACUCAACGACCAUCUCAUACCCUCCUCGAUGGACAGGAAGACCAAAGAAAGUAUAUUGUAUAUUGGUAGAGUGUCUGCUACGCUCAAGAGAGAAAAUCGGAGCUUGCCAAAAACGUUGAUAGAUGGGAUCAAAGAUGAGAUAAUGGGUGUGCAAGGGCUGGACGAGUUGAGUGGGUUUGAUGAGGCUAUACAGAGAGCUAGAGCGGACAUUGGAGAAUGGUUGUGGAAGAAUAUACUCACGGGACCACAGAUCGUCGAAUCCAUUGAAUCUCUAUCCAACUACUUCCUUACCAGAAAAUCAGAUUACACUCUAUCCCUCCUAACUGAAAUCGACAAGCUACGACUUACCAAACUCGUCUUAUCCAAUCCUCAUUCUUCUUCUUCCGUCAUACGAGAACAAGAUCUGGAUUUGGCCUUGUUGAGAUCAAGUUUGGGAACUACAGCAGAGAAUGACAAAUUUUUGGAAAAGCUGAAAUGGAAGAUGGAUAAUGGACCUUUAAGAGCUAUUCCCUCGAAAACCCCUACAAAUACUCAUACCACGCGAAAAGAGGAGAAAGAGAAAAGUCAUAUAUCCGGGUUAUUCUCUUCGACGUUGUUAGGUACACCUGUCACACUUACCACCUCGAUAAGCUGGCCAUUGGAUCUGUUCUUGUCGCCGAAGUCAAUGAUGAUUUAUUCGGAUAUACAUUCGUACCUCCUCUCAUUCAGAUACACACUUAUGAAGAUAAGCGAUACUUGGUUGAACCUCAGUAAUCAUCAAAGACAGAAUCACAAGAACCACGAUCAGAAAAGCCAAGUAGGAAAGAGAUUAGUUAAGAUAUGUUGGGGAACGAUGAGGCAGAUGAAUUGGUUCAUCAGUGAACUCUUAACCCAUUUCAUGGAUAUAAUAGAAGUGCAACACCGACACCUGCUUCAACGAUUAGAUAUUCAAGAUGAAAAGCGAUCCUUGUUGAAUAGGUCCUCGAGCAAGGGAAGCCUGAGAGGAUCGACUAUUGGUAGAAGUUCGAUUGGACCUCUCAAGGGCAAGGAGGUUGUGCCGAAAUCGCCUUUGUCUGAAAGUCAUACCACGAAUUGGGAAGAUAGGACCAAUACUAAUACUUAUAAGAGUAACAAAGCUCCUCCUACGCCUAAUAAAGGAGAAAAGAAUUAUUUGGAUUUCUUGACUUUAAGAUCGAUACACUCCCAACAUCUCGCUUUCUUACUCGAAGCUUUACUUCUCUCCGAUCCAUCCGUAUCUUCAUUGAUCAGGGAUAUCUUAGAUACAUGUAGGAGGUUUACAAGUCUGACCGAUAGGUGGUAUAACGAGUCACCCGAUUCUGAGCAAGAUACGACCAGUAUGGAUCAAUUGACACAGCAGAGAAUAGAAAAUGUCAAGGAGAUCGAUGAGACGUUGCACGACCACAUGUUAGAUUUCUUUACCAUCCUCCUCGAUUCCCAAAACCCAUCUACUUCCUCGGAAGGCGACAAGGACAAAUCAUCUGUAGAUGGAGGAGGCGGAAGGAGUUUUUCGAGGACGAGCAAGAUGAACCAAAUUAGUAAGAUCAUGAUUAGUAGACAAACUUCUUUUGUCGGUUCACGUUCAAUUCCAGCAUCAAAAUCCAAGAUGGAAAAAGAGAAUACGUUUGAUAGUCACACUGGGAUGGUAGGCAUGGGUCUAGAAAGACAUGUAGAACAUUUACUAUUGAGGUUAGAUUUCAAUGGGAUAUUUACCAAGUGGAAAGAAGAUGAGAUGAAUGGUAUCCGGGAAGAUAAGGAAACUGGUUAUAGGAGUGUUUUAGCUCAAGGCGGAUUAUGA